AUGGACAUUGCGCAGGCUUCGUGCCUUCUAUCUAAGGUAAAUACAGGAAGUUCAUCAUGUGAAAGGGUAUGCGAUUUUUUUUAUUUCUGGUUAAGGAGUAAAUUAUGUGAAAAAGUAAAGAACAUUACUGAAGUUCGCAACAUUAUGCAGCAAAUCUACCAAAAAUUAGGUGAUCCCGACGGUAAAUGUGAGUACAAGGAUUUGAACAGUAAUGUUCAGUGCAGUGAGUUCAAGAGAGCAAAAACCGUAUUUGACUACUAUCAGGACUAUAAAACAAUAAAAAAGCAACUGAAGAAUUGCACGACCCCUGGGUCUCCCUGUACUGGAGCAUAUAAAACAUACCUGCAGACAGCUGAUGGUCCUUAUAGAGAAGUGCAGGCAAGUAGUCCAGAUAGCGGUCAUGAAUAUUAUGAUCGAAUUGUAAGAGAGAUCAAGGAUAAUGGUGGUAAAAUCCCAAAACCAUCAGACUUGAAAUGGGGCACUGUGCUCGGAGAAGAACUCCCACCAGAUGGGGAGGGGGAAGCAAAUCUGGAUAAUUGCUUCCAACAUAUAAUCUUUUACCCUCCUGGAUUGGUAACCAAUUUAAGAAAGGCAGAAGCAGAAGAAAAAGGAGAUCCACCGUCGAACGUAACUUCGACGACACCUUAA
This is a messenger RNA of Plasmodium coatneyi, 648 nucleotides long. Its product is annotated as KIR protein. The record is from RefSeq and is a predicted model, not a curated record. The transcript has 2 exons. Bases 1 to 648 code for a protein of 215 amino acids. NCBI's taxonomy places the organism in Eukaryota, Apicomplexa, Aconoidasida, Haemosporida, Plasmodiidae.